This is a messenger RNA of Penicillium olsonii, 507 nucleotides long. The record is from the annotation of a GenBank genome assembly. NCBI's taxonomy places the organism in Eukaryota, Fungi, Ascomycota, Eurotiomycetes, Eurotiales, Aspergillaceae.
AUGCUUGUCAAAGGGAACACCCCUCGGGGGUAUCUCAAUUUGCUUCUGUCAAUACUUCUUCUGGCCACCGUACCCUUCAUGUUCUGGAAAGCCCUCUGUGUCCUCACCGGCUCAUCCUAUCCCAUCAUUGUCGUCAUCUCUCAAUCUAUGGCCCCAGCAUUCAAUCGGGGAGACCUUCUUUUCUUAUGGAAUCGACAUCCGUGGAUUCGCGCUGGCGAGAUUCCAGUCUGCUGGUUUCCAGGAAGACCACUGCCCAUGGUCCAUCGAGCGAUCAAAUCUGUGCGACUUGAUCAAAUAACACAAUUGGUCCUGACAAAAGGGGACAAUAAUGAGGUUGAUGAUGUAUCGCUUUAUCCCCCGGGCCAAUUAUUAGUAGGUCGUGAGGAGAUUGUUGGCUUGGUCAAGGGAUACUUGCCAUAUGUAGGGUGGCUUUCAAUAGGAUUGCAGGAAAAUCCGGUGUUCACAGGAAUUGUAGCUAGUGGUUUGGUGUUUCUUGCGACUUACUAG